AACAAGCUGGAGAGUCUGCCUGCAGGGAUCUUCGACAGGCUCUCAAUCUUGAUUUGGCUAUUUCUUUCCAACAACAAGCUGGAGAGUCUGCCUGCAGGGAUCUUCGACAGGCUCUCAAUCUUGAUUUGGCUAUUUCUUUCCGACAACAAGCUGGAGAGUCUGCCUGCAGGGGUGUUCGACGAGCUCUCGAGCCAGCUUUAUCUAUGUCUUGACAACAACAAGCUGGAGAGUCUGCCUGCUGGGAUCUUCGACGGGCUCUCGAGCUUGCGGAUGCUAUAUCUUUCCUACAACAAGCUCUCCUGCAUUUCCUCCAAGGCGUUCACUGGUUUGUCGUCGCUUUCCCAAUUGGAUCUGACAGGCAACAAUCUACCUCUGCCUGCAGGGAUCUUCGACGGGCUCUCCAGCUUGCAGUAUCUAUAUCUUGAAUUCAACAAGCUGGAGAGCCUGCCCGCGGGAAUCUUCGACGGGCUCUCGAGCUUGACGGAUCUAUGGCUUCGAAACAACAGACUAGAGUGUCUGCCUGCAGGGGUGUUCAACGGGCUCUCCCACUUGGGUUUGCUACUUCUUGCCAACAACAAGCUGGAGAGUCUGCCUGCAGGGAUCUUCGACAGGCUCUCAAUCUUGAUUUGGCUAUUUCUUUCCGACAACAAGCUGGAGAGUCUGCCUGCAGGGAUCUUCGACGAACUCUCGAGCCAGCUUGCGCAGAUAAAUCUUUACAACAACAAGCUGGAGAGUCUGCCUGCGGGAAUCUUCAACAAGGUCUCGGUCUUGCGGUCGCUACAUCUUUCCAACAACAAGCUGGAGAGUCUACCUGCAGGGAUUUUCGAAGGGAUCUCGAAGUUGGAUGGGGGUAUAUCUCUUGACAACAACAAGCUGGAGAGUCUGCCUGCUGGGAUCUUCGACGGGCUCUCGAGCUUGCAGGAGCUA
Molecule: messenger RNA, 927 nt
Organism: Guillardia theta CCMP2712
Lineage: Eukaryota; Cryptophyceae; Pyrenomonadales; Geminigeraceae
Exons: 4
Molecular function (GO): protein binding
Source: RefSeq, a predicted model, not a curated record